AUGCAGCAGCUGCGUCUGCUUUCACAGGUGGUUUACUUCGUGAUCACAUCCAGCCUCUUUGUAUCCAAGUUCUACCAACAUCUCCUGGCCUUGGUAUUUGCUGUUACCGAAAUCAAUAAGGAUGCCAAGAUCUUGCCCAACCUCACUUUUGGAUUCCUCAUCCAUGACAACUACAAUAACGCAAGGAUGACUUAUCAUAAAACACUGGACCUGCUCUUCAAGUCACAUCACUAUGUCCCCAACUACAAAUGUGGAAUCCAAAGAAAUGUCAUAGGAGUCAUUGGAGGACUUGAUUCUGAUUCUUCUUCACACAUGGCAGACAUCUUAAAACUUUUCAAGAUUCCACAGAUUUCCUAUGGUUCUUUUGAAUCAGCAAUGAACGAUGAAACCCAUUUCUUCUCCUUUUACCGCAUGGUCUCCAGUGAAGCCUUCCAAUAUGUGGGAAUUGUCCAGUUACUUCUGCAUUUCCAGUGGAAAUGGGUUGGGUUUAUUAGCUCCGAAAGUUUCCUGGAGAGGAAAACCAAUGUGGUUGUUCUUUAUGGCGAUACUUCAACCCUUAUAUCUCUGCUAUGUAUUCUAUGGGCAGCAAUGACUUUUUCGUUGGAGGCUGAAUAUACACAGAGAAUUUCCGCCGGGAAAGUGUGGGUUACGACGACCCAAAUUGACAUUGCAUUACUUAUGUUUCUGAAGUCUUUCGAUAUACGAAAGCUUCACGGUGCUCUUUCCUUCACCAUCCACUCGAAUGAGGUCAUGCGUUUCCGUGAAUUUCUCCAGACUGUGAAGCCUUCCUGGGCCAAAGGGGAUGGCUUCAUCAAGGGUGUCUGGGAACAUAUGUUCGAAUGUUCCUUUCCAAGUUCUGGGGGUCCGUCAACGUUCGAUGAAACGUGCACUGGGGAGGAGAGGCUGGAGACUGUGCCAGCCACAUUUUUUGAAAUGAGCAUGACUGGCCACAGCUACAGUAUCUACAACGCGGUCUAUGCUGUAGCUCAUUCCUUGCAUGCCUUAUACACAUCGCCAGCCAGCUACAGAAUGAAAGAGCACAGGGGCAGUCCGGAUGUGGAGCCCUGGCAGCUAUACUCAUUUCUUCAGAGAAUGUCAUUCAACAACAGUGCCGGAGAUGAAAUUGUGUUCAAUGAUCACGGAGAACUGGAAGCUGGGUUUGAUAUUACAAAUGUGGUCACUUUCCCCAAUAACUCCUACACCCGUGUAAAAGUCGGAAGGCUGGAUCCUCAGGCGCCUCCAGGGAAAGAGUUCACUGUGCAGCCAGAUAAAAUUGAGUGGAACCAUAAUCUGAGUCAGGUGCCUCCCUUCUCUUUGUGUAAUGACCGCUGCCAUCCAGGACAGAGCAAGCAACAGAAAGAAGGGGAGAAAUUUUGCUGCUUCAAUUGUGUCCCUUGUCCCAAAGGGAUGAUCUCCAACCAAAUUGAUGUGGAAUACUGUAUUGCUUGCCCAGAAGAUCACUAUCCAAACAGCAAGCAAGAUCAAUGUAUCCCCAAGACCCAAAACUUCCUCUCCUUUGCAGAACCCUUGAGCAUUCUGUUCGCCUGCUUAGCUGUUUUCUUGUCUCUGAUCACGGCUCUGACGCUUGGAAUUUUCAUUAAGCACCGGGACACCCCCGUAGUCCGAGCCAAUAACCGGAGUCUCACUUACAUUCUCCUCACCUCCCUCCUCCUUUGCUUCAAUUGCUCAUUGCUAUUCAUUGGACAGCCACAAACGUGGACCUGUCUCCUCCGACAAAGCAUCUUUGGCAUCGUUUUCUCCGUCUGUGUUUCUUCUGUUUUUGCAAAAACCAUUACCGUGGUGGUAGCUUUCAUGGCCUCCAAGCCAGGAAAUAUUUUUAGAAAACUGAUGGGGAAGACAUUGGCAUAUUCUAUUGUCAUUUCCUUCUCCCUUGUUCAAGUGGGCAUUUGUGCCAUUUGGUUGGGUACUUUCCCCCCCUUUCCAGACCUAGACAUGCACUCAACCUUUGGGGAAAUCAUUUUGGAAUGCAAUGAAGGCUCCAUCACCCUAUUUUACUGUGUCUUGGGCUACAUGGUCUUUCUAGCCGCCAUCAGCUUCAGUGUGGCUUUCCUCGCCAGAAGGUUACCCGACAGUUUUAAUGAAGCCAAGUUCAUCACUUUCAGCAUGUUGGUCUUCUGCAGUGUUUGGGUCUCCUUUGUCCCAACCUACCUGAGCACCAAAGGGAAAUACGUGGUGGCUGUGGAGAUCUUCUCUAUCUUAGCCUCUAGUGCUGGACUAUUAGGCUGCAUCUUUCUCCCCAAAUGCUACCUGAUACUACUAAGGCCUGAGCUGAACAGCAGAGAGCAGAUGAUAAGGAACAAGAAGUGA
This is a messenger RNA of Sphaerodactylus townsendi, 2328 nucleotides long. RefSeq names its product vomeronasal type-2 receptor 26-like. The transcript has 7 exons. Gene Ontology annotation, cellular component: membrane. NCBI's taxonomy places the organism in Eukaryota, Metazoa, Chordata, Lepidosauria, Squamata, Sphaerodactylidae. Gene Ontology annotation, molecular function: G protein-coupled receptor activity. Bases 1 to 2328 code for a protein of 775 amino acids. Gene Ontology annotation, biological process: G protein-coupled receptor signaling pathway. The record is from RefSeq and is a predicted model, not a curated record.